AUGCCUUCACGAAAACGAGCGUUUUCGCCACCUCUUGAGAAAGGUCAAGCAUGCAUCACUUGGUGAGUGCCCGGUCGGUUCCCCUGUUCCUGCGAGCCGAGGUCCGAUCUGCCGCCGUCGCCUACCGACAGUGAUCCUCGGCGAUCGCGCCCGCGCUCGGGGAGCGGGUCGCUCGUGCGCUGGCCCCCGGGCGCGCGACGUCAGCUCGGGUCCGAUCUCGGGCGUCGGGCGCGCGUGCCGGGAGUUUGGCGAUGCCGGAUGUUUUGAGCAACAAAAACUGACCCCGGAUUUUUGGGGGAUUUCGAUCUUCUUCUUCAACGCGCUACGUUACAGCAAAGCCAGAAAAGUCAAAUGUGAUGCCAAGGCCCCGGCGUGCACCGCGUGCCUGCGCACUGCCGCCUUCGAGGGGCGCUCAGCCGACUCGGUCCAUUGUUGCUACACCCAAGUACUUCGCAAGUCUCGCAAGAACACAGGGAGCCGGAGAUUGGCGCUCAAGAAACGCCCUACCCAGCUGCCUGCUCCGUCGCGGCAUAUGGUUAACUUGCCUACUGGUGCGUCUAGCGGUGAGCUAGAUUCCUCUCCUCAGCGGUGGGGCGAGACGAGCUUGACUCGAGCUAACCAGCGACUGUACGCGCCCCUAGACCCGCCCCAAACGUCCGAUGCGGCAUCGAUCACACAUCCUGACGGGGUGCCAGACCAGUCGCAACCUCCACCAACUCUCAAGAUCGCCCUCGGACUUCCAGAGCUGCCUCCCUUGCCUCCGCUUCCGUCCGUCGCCGCCACAUCGCAGGUCAAGGUCGCCCCUGGUGGGCCCGAGGCUUCCGCGACGCACUCCCCCCUCACUGCGGCCACCGGUGUAGCAAGCGCUGUUUCGGCUGGCACACCGGAACCCCUGUCAUAUCCGAUAGAUAUAUCUACUAUCAGACCUAUCAGAACUUUCGCUCAAAUUGCGGAGUCGCACCGGGGGACCAUUGCUGCGCUCCCUGCCAAGCCCCUGGCCUCGGCGGUGAAUUGGUCGAGCGCGAGUCUCCCGAGAUCAUCCAUGUCGCUCGAUGAAUCCGACGCUGUUCUAGCCCUUCUGGAGACGGAGAUGUCCAUGAAGACGCCAAGUCCGACUUUCUCCGACUCCUCGUCCUCAUUCGGCUCGCCCCAGUCGACUUUCUGGAGCGAUUUCUCGGCGGACGACACCUCGCAUUGGUCCUGCACACCGUCGCCACCACCAUUCGCCGAGUGCGGUGGUAUCUCGUUCUCGGAACCACCCUCUCUCAUGGACUUACCCCUCCCUCUCGACCACCAGUCGCUUGCCCAAUGGUUCCCGUUACCGUCGACGCCCUCCCUCGAGCUGGGACUGCGAGAGUGGGUCUGGUGA
Messenger RNA from Microbotryum saponariae, 1369 nucleotides. NCBI's taxonomy places the organism in Eukaryota, Fungi, Basidiomycota, Microbotryomycetes, Microbotryales, Microbotryaceae. The record is from the annotation of a GenBank genome assembly.